Messenger RNA from Dufourea novaeangliae, 1109 nucleotides. RefSeq lists its product as uncharacterized. Gene Ontology annotation, molecular function: structural constituent of ribosome. The record is from RefSeq and is a predicted model, not a curated record. The transcript has 2 exons. Gene Ontology annotation, cellular component: mitochondrial small ribosomal subunit; mitochondrion. NCBI's taxonomy places the organism in Eukaryota, Metazoa, Arthropoda, Insecta, Hymenoptera, Halictidae. Gene Ontology annotation, biological process: mitochondrial translation. Bases 309 to 821 code for a protein of 170 amino acids.
UUCGCGGCCGGGAUUUUUAGUACAGUCGUCAAGUCCAAAUUUUCAGCACUGUUCGUUGCUUGUUUGCCGGAACUUUAGCCAGCCAGCUUGCAUGGCUCAAAUUCUAGCACGCAAUCCAGCAAAAAAACAAGCAAGGGUGAUCAAGCUUAUAGAAUUUUCAGUCGACCCAAGUCUACCGGAUCACCCCACUCGACCGAGCAGUGAAAUAGAGAAAACGGGGACAUAGAGAGGUUAGGUCACAGUGUUUUUUCGUUCCGAAAAGCAUACAACGUAGCUAGUUUUUCAACGACAUCGUGAGUACACGAAAAAUGCCGAUAAAAUAUAUUGGCCGCAAAACCGAUUUUAAGGGGAAAACGUUGUGGGAAAUUUUGGGAAAUUUAAAGAAUUGUGGAGUGGGUAGAAUGAUUUUGCGUAGCCAAUUUCAAAAAUAUCGCGAAGCGUCUUACAUGAGAAUACUGAAAGUAGCCGCACAACCAGACGUUAGCGAACCUGGGCCAGACAAUCUUCGAAAAGUGGUGGCACUCGUCGAAAGGACUUUCCGGGGCACAAAGAAUGUAAAACCAGUUCAAAUAGAUAGUGUAACUUACAAGGGAGAUUACAUCUUGGUACCUAAAGAUCAAGAGACAAGUUAUAUAAAUGCAUCCGAACAACCAACUGUGAAAAUUUGCCCCGAAACAAUGGAACUCCCCCCUCUGUUGAGGGAACUUCUAAUUCAACAAGCAAAACAGGCGGGGAAACCGCUCGUAGACGAACCAAAAAUAAAGAUUCGGUACUGCGUGGGUCCUGUUAAAUUUUACAAAGUCGCGGAAAACCAGUUGUGAAUUCGAUUUGCAAAUUUUUCUCGUUCAAGUGGAUCCAAUGCUUCUGAAACCAAACGGACCGUGUACGCACUGACCCUAGUUUCUCGAUUUAAAACGUGUCCUUCGCUCGUGGAUCAUUUGUUCUGUUCGCAUUAAACUGUCGACGAUGUUUUUUGCAACGAAGCGAAUCAGCAGCAUUGAAGGUAUCGUAUUGGUCAGCGGUCUGCGGCCCAUCUGAAAGUGUAUACCGUUCCAUCUUUGAUGGUUGUGUUGAUAUACUAAACAGACAAUUUUUAAGUGCGUACCUAA